GUUUACGGUGACUGUCUGCUGUCUGCUGUCUCUCUCUCUCACUCCUUGUUUUGUUGUUGUCCCUUACUGUGGCCAUAAAAAAUAUAAUAAGCCAUAUUUAUCCAUUGCGAGGCUGGAUAAUAUUUCUUGGUGACUUUCGGCGUCGACUUUAGGAAAUUUUUGAAAUUUUUGACCAAUGAGCACAAUUAUGAAGACAGAUCCCGAGCCCCCACGUAAAAGAAAGCCCCCGAAGAAGGUAUCAAAACGCCGGCGUAUUGGCCGUCAGUUAAAAAGGAGGCGGAAAAACCAUGACAAUCACAGCGGAAAUCGCCCUCAAAAGCAGAAAAAGCAGAAGCUGAUUUCAGAAACUGUCACUACCCCUGAGGUUCCAACUUCCGAUCUAUCUUCGGUUCUUUGUGAUCAUGAUUACGUAAGUGAAAUCCCGAAGAGCUCUGCAACUGUGGAGACAGCACCGGAGGGCUACCGAACUAGGAUCAAAUCAGAGACACUGAAGGUUACAAGACCAGAAGAAAGUACAGACACUAAACUUCAGACAUUAUUUUUGAAAGUAAAAAGAAAACUUGAGUCAGUUCUUCCCAAAUAUUGGAUGACCAUGGUGGACAAAACAGAGCUCCACGUCAUGAAAGUAUGUCUUGAAAAAUGUGCUGUUAUUCAACGAAGUUUAAUUGUUUCUGAAAGUGGAGUGGUAGAUUUGUAUGUGUACAAUCAAAGUUUUAAGGCUGUCCCGUAUGGAAAAUAUUUAGGUUGCCCUGUGCCAUUAAGUCUUAAGUCAAUCAAUUUGUUUGUAAACAGAAUUGUUGCUAUUGUUCGUAAUGUAGACAAAAUGGAGGUUCUUGGGGAGUUCAAUAAUGCACAGUUGUCUGUAUUCCACUUCUGUCUGGGGUAACUGCAAAUUUGGAGCAGAAGGUUGACCCAUCAUCAAUGAUCAUGAAUCAAGACUUCCAUCAACAGUAAUGCUUACAGUGCCCCAGAGCGCCUCAGGGCGGCACCACUGUCGCAGCCACUGUGAGUGUAUGGGGCACCUCCCGGUGGGUUGAGGGAAAGCUAAACCAAUGUUCUAGGUAGUCUGUGCAAGUACCAUUUUUAAUACCACAACACAUGUUACAAAUUUAAGUUCAAUGUGCUAAGGUAUAUGAAAUGAAACAAGGCUGUACAUAAAAACAUAAAAUGUCAAAGGACCCUAUUUUAUUUCAUGAAAUACAAAAACACAUUCCUUA
Molecule: messenger RNA, 1217 nt
Organism: Thrips palmi
Lineage: Eukaryota; Metazoa; Arthropoda; Insecta; Thysanoptera; Thripidae
Exons: 4
Coding region: 176-886 (236 amino acids)
Source: RefSeq, a predicted model, not a curated record